This is a messenger RNA of Fusarium subglutinans, 2034 nucleotides long. RefSeq names its product alpha-L-rhamnosidase. The coding region runs from base 1 to 2034 and encodes 677 amino acids. The record is from RefSeq and is a predicted model, not a curated record. NCBI's taxonomy places the organism in Eukaryota, Fungi, Ascomycota, Sordariomycetes, Hypocreales, Nectriaceae. The transcript is spliced from 8 exons. Gene Ontology annotation, biological process: carbohydrate metabolic process.
AUGGCUCGCAUAAAGGUCAUUAACUUGCGUGUUGAGAAUUACCAAGAAUUUUCAGUUAUCAACGAGGAGAGGCCUCGCAUUUCUUGGUCAUUUGAAGGUCUUGAAAAAAGAUGGGGACAACAUGCUUAUGAGAUUUCCUUGUGUUGUGAUCAUCCCAGCAAGACCAAAACGUACUUGGUCGUAUCCUCACAGUCACUUUAUAUACCAUGGCCAUUCCGACGGCUAGAAUCGCGAGAGCUCGUAACACUUCAAGUUCGGGCGCAGUCCCAAGAUUUGGCGUGGACGUCGUGGUCGGCUCCUCUGCACAUCGAGGUUGGAUUGCUCAAAAGCACCGACUGGCACUGCACCUUGAUUCAACCCUCAACUGACCGGGACUUGUCCAAGUCAGUUCAACCCGUGCGCUUUAGAGAAGAAUUUCACCUCAAAGAGGCGCCGCAACAGGCUCGGUUGUACAUCACCGCACACGGUCUGUAUGAGAGCUUCGUCAACGGGACCAGGAUCGGAGACCACGUGCUCGCGCCUGGCUGGACAUCUUACGACCAUCAAUUGUCACACCAGACCUUUGAUAUCCUAGCACAGCUAAAGAGUGGAGAAAAUGUCAUCGCCGCCGAGGUUGCUGAGGGCUGGUAUUGUGGCAGGCUGGGCUUUGGAGGCGGGGAGAGGAAUAUCUGGGGCGCUUCAAUCGGCCUGUUUGCUCAGAUUCUCAUCACAUAUAACGACGGAAGCACAGAGGUUGUUGGGAUAGACAGUAGCUGGAAAUGGAGCAACGACCCCUUGCUUCAAGCCGAGAUUUACGAUGGUGAAUUAUACGAUUCAAGACUGGAAGACCCUGGAUGGAACGAGCCUCGUUUCACGUUCCAUGGAUUUCGCUACGUGCAGAUCACUGGCUACGACUUUGAUGAGGUCGACCUGAACAACUUCCACGCUGUCGUCAUUCACACAGACAUGCUCCGAACUGGAUGGUUUGAGUGUUCGGAUGACACGUUGAACAAGCUGCAUGAGAAUGUAGUUUGGUCUAUGAGGGGGAACUUCAUCUCAGUUCCUACAGACUGUCCCCAAAGAGAUGAGCGCCUUGGAUGGACUGGGGAUCUACAAGCCACCGGUGUUGGCUUUGGAGUCUGGGAGUACCCAAAGAAUACAACGAGAAUGGUGACUCAAGCAUGUGAGGACUCAAAGCCCAUCAUCGUGGUUAGCAUCCACUAUCGACUUCAUUUCCUGGGAUUCCUAGCGUGUCAAGAUCUCGUCGACGAAGCCGCAAAGCUCAACAAAGACCCCUGCAACUUUGCAUUAUACGACCAACGUCUUGCCUUCCAAUGGGUCCAAAAGUUCAUUUCGGGGUUUGGCGGCGACAUCAACAGGAUCACCGCAUUCGGUGAAAGCGCUGGCAGUUCCUCACUUGCCUUCCACCUGACCUCCAACGUCCCCCUCUUCGAUCGAGCCAUUCUUCAAUCCGGGACGGCCUCUGCAAUCAGUCCUAAGGCCAUCGCGACCAAGGAAGAGGAUCGGGAUGAUCCUCAGCGCCUCGAGAAGCUCAGAGCUGUGCCAACCGCCAAGAUUGUCGAGGCAGCCUCGUCUAUCAAUAAGGCAGCCUUUUCACCACUGGCCGACAAAAGCUUCUUUCCAAUUAUUCCCAAUUACCUCAGCCAUGCAAAGAUGAUAUCUGAAUGCUCUUGGGUAAAUGCUGUCAUCACGGGUGAUACAGUCUUUGAGGGCUAUCUAUUUGCGCACAACCUUAUGGACGUGCGGCCUGAGGUCUUUUACCAACAGGUGGAAGAUGCCCUUGGAGCAGAGAAUGCAAAGAGAGUGUUACAGAGUGGCAAGAAACAAUAUCGCUGCAUUCUCUCCCUGCGUAAUCCCUUCCCCGGUUCCUUCUACUCCAACAUCCUUGGCCACCAUUUCAUCGAACUUAUCUACCAAUUCAUGACCUUCAUGGAGCGCUUACCUCUCCAGAGGCAGCGCGAUGUCUGCGUCGGUUUUGUGCGACGAUGGACGGCCUUUGCCCAUGGAGAAGAGCCUUGGUCUGAGUAUACAUAG